Hippoglossus stenolepis (Pacific halibut) is the source of this 2462-nucleotide messenger RNA. Its product is annotated as B- and T-lymphocyte attenuator. Gene Ontology annotation, molecular function: signaling receptor activity. Lineage: Eukaryota; Metazoa; Chordata; Actinopteri; Pleuronectiformes; Pleuronectidae. The coding region runs from base 429 to 1394 and encodes 321 amino acids. The record is from RefSeq and is a predicted model, not a curated record. Gene Ontology annotation, biological process: immune response-regulating cell surface receptor signaling pathway. The transcript is spliced from 6 exons. Gene Ontology annotation, cellular component: plasma membrane.
ACACAAACAUCAACAGAGUAGGUAUCAAAGCUCAAGAGGCCACAGUAUCCCCCCUCUCCUCCUCAGUGCACUGUACAUCCUCUGCUGUAACCACACAGCCGUGCACAGGGCCGGGCACAUUUGCAGAUGCACAUGACGGAGGUAAGAGGAAGGGAGAGGGGGGGGAGUCAGCUUGAAAACGCUUCCGACAAUGAUGAAGACGUAAAGGUGCGAGGACUGAAACAAUAGUCAGAAAUGAGAAAGGGAGUGAAAGGGAGAGUGCGCCUGAAUCCGUGGGAACCGUGUUGGACCUGCAUCAUUUGCAGAACCAAGACCACCCACUGACCUUGACUCACCUCCAGUGCUUUCACCGCCCCUCAUUUCAAGGGGCAAGACGCAAGAGAGAAAGAGGAAGCAGCAUUUGCAGUUAUAGCAUGUAGUUCUCUAUUAUGAUGCACUUGGAGGAGCUUAUUUGGAAGCUGACAGGAGGCUUCACCAGAGUUCCCAUCAUGAGGCCUCACCCCUGGAUCACCGUCCUGCAUGUGUCCCUCUGGGCAGCGCUGGUUCUCACCUUAAACGCUGACAGUGAAGACUCGGGCUGUACCCCAAUGAUCAAAGUACGCCGCAACACGGCCUACGAGACCUCACUUGGACAAGAACUUGUCAUUAACUGCACAGUAGAUUUCUGCAAUAAAUCAGUACCAACAGUGACCUGGUUCAAGCUGCUGAAUGAAACUUAUAAACAUAUCAGUGUCGGACGUAGCAGUCACAUUAGAACAGAGUGGAAAGAGUUUAACCAUUCAGAGGGGGCAUCGUUUUUGAUUUUCCAAAAAAUACUCAGCAACGACUCAGGUCUGUAUCAGUGUCGAGUGGGAAAUGAUGUGAGUCACGCCAUCAACGUCUCUGUCCAUGGUGGUGGUGAACAUACAAGGAAGAAUAACACAAUUCCCAAAACUUCGAACCCAGAGGCCCUAAAACCUAUGUGGAUGUACAUGUCCUCUGCUGCUGGGAUCGUGGGAUUCGUCACCGUAGCGAUCGUUAUAACUGUCGUAUCAAUGCGAUGGUGCAAAGGGAAAUCAAAGAAAGGGACACAAAGUGAAUGUCAGUACGCGACAAUCCAUAUGGUCGAGAGGCCCCUCACACGUGGCGGCCCCCCGCCCGGGCCGAGAGCGAGCCCCUCUGCCCCGCCAUCUCGUUUAUCUGCACCGAAAGACCCGCGACCCGACGAGUUGACGUCACCAAGAGAUCAGGUUUACAGCAAGGUGAAGGGAGGCAGCAAGAGAAAGAGGAACGCGGUGGAGGACGGGAGCGGAGUCGUGUACGCGGCACUCAACCAUCAGCUGCCACCAGGGGCCGCCGCUCGGCCCCGGAGGUCGGAGGACUGUUCGGAAUACGCAGCUAUUCGAGUGGCGUAAACACGCAACAACCACAGGUGAUGUGGGGUAAUGUCAGUCCAGUGAAUUUGGCAGAAGUUAGCAGAACGUUUCAAACUGGUAAAUGGCAGAGGAGCUACAACGGCCCCUCGUACAGCAAGGACACAAGGAUGUUGUUCCAUGUCCAGGAUGUUGUGUAUCCUCCUCUACACGUGCACAGGUCUUCUCUCUGCUCAAGAUGAAGUUUGUCAGAGUUAUUCUGGGAACGUUGUUUGUUCAUCAUGUACUAAUGCGAACGACACAAGAGCAAAACUGAGGGAAAUGUCAACGAGUGCACCUGGUUGUUUCUCUUCCUGCCGACCGCAUCUCACAUCUCAGUAUUGCUCAAAGUUAGAAGAACUUGAAAAUAGAGGUUGUGGAAAUUCCCAGGGAGCAUUUUACAGAUGUAAGUUUGAUGAUUAGUGAUGUUCUACAUCAGUGAUUCACUGGGGGGUCACUUAACGAUUGUGGAGAAAAGAAAUUAUACAUUUUAGAGUGGGAAUUAUUAUUAUUCCCUUUUGUUGCAUUUUUCCCUUUAUUGACAGGAAAGAGAACGGAGAAGACACACGGCAACUGGUCGAGUAAGAACCGAACCUGUGACUCAAACCUCCAUAUGAAGUAAAUUCACUCUUACUUUUGCCCAGAACCUACAAUGGCCACUUUUCUGAGAUAUUUACAUUUCAUAAAAAAUAAACUACAUUUUCUAAAAAUCUUCAAUCGGAGCCGGUGGCCGAAAGCUGAAUGUCACAGACACGAUGAGAAGAGUCUGUAGAGCUAAAGCGUGUUCUGCCAAACUAAAUGGAUUGUUACACACUGUUUGCGAACUGUCUACAACUAGUGUGGUUUUGUUUGCGAUCCUGCUUUGCGAUGUUUGUUAAAAAACUGUGACUUCACCUUCACGCCUUGAAAUGACUCUUCGGAGUGACACCACACCUGAUAACAGUUAUGCUUCCAUGAGUUUUCAUCCUGUAUCAAGUCGACUGUAUGAAUGUAAACAUGAGCUUUGUCUGUACCUUCAAAAUAAGAGUAAUAAUAAUAAUAAAAAAGUUUUUGUGCAAUCAUAUAACAUAA